UGGGAAUGGUGAUAUUCGAAUAAAGUAAUAUAAUCGGAAAAGGAAAACGUAACCCUUUCUCUUCGAUUAGGGGUUUUUGGGUGCCAAAUCUACUCGACUUCUUCGAUUGAAUUUGUGAAAUUUGAUCCCAAAUCCCUAAUUUCUGCUAACGUUUUCUUGAUUCAACCAUGGCUACUGCAUCAGUGGCAUUUAAAUCAAGGGAGGAUCACCGGAAACAGCUAGAAUUAGAAGAAGCUUGAAAAGCGGGGCUUGCACCUGCUGAGGUCGAUGAGGAUGGAAAAGAAAUUAACCCUCAUAUUCCUCAGUAUAUGUCAUCGGCACCUUGGUAUCUUAACGCUGAGAGACCAAGUUUAAAGCAUCAAAGGAAAUGGAAAUCCGAUCCCAAUUAUACCAAAUCUUGGUACGAUAGAGGCGCAAAGAUAUUUCAGGCAGAAAAAUAUCGAAAAGGAGCCUGCGAAAAUUGUGGAGCCAUGACACAUGAUGCAAAGUCAUGCAUGGAGAGGCCCUGUAAAAAGGGGGCAAAAUGGACAAAUAUGCACAUUGCACCUGAUGAAAAGAUAGAGACCUUUGAAUUGGAUUAUGAUGGCAAGCGGGACCGAUGGAAUGGUUAUGAUGCUUCUACUUAUGCUCAUGUGAUUGAAAGGUAUGAGGCAAGGGAUGAGGCUAGAAGGAAAUACCUGAAAGAGCAGCAGUUGAAGAAGUUGGAGGAAAAAAAUAGUAAAAAUGAUGGAGAGGGAGAAGGAGGAGGAGGAGAGGAUAGUGAUGAAGAUGAUGACGAUGAUGAGCUGAAAGUUGAUGAAGCUAAGGUCGAUGAGAGCAAACAAAUGGACUUUGCUAAGGUUGAGAAACGUGUUCGUACCACUGGUGGAGGGAGCACUGGUACUGUCAGGAAUUUGCGUAUCCGGGAAGACACAGCAAAAUAUCUUUUGAAUCUUGAUGUCAAUUCUGCUUAUUAUGAUCCCAAAACUCGAUCUAUGCGUGAAGAUCCUCUUCCUGAUGCUGACCCUAAUGAGAAGUUCUAUGAAGGUGAUAAUCAAUAUAGGAUGAGUGGGCAAGCUUUGGAGUUCAAGCAGCUCAAUAUCCAUGCAUGGGAAGCAUUUGAUAAAGGUCAAGAUAUUCAUAUGCAGGCUGCUCCAUCUCAAGCUGAACUCCUCUUCAGGAAUUAUAAGGUCAUCAAAGAGAAGUUGAAAUCAAAGACCAAAGAUACCAUUAUGGAAAAAUAUGGCAAUGCAGCGACUGAAGAAGAGAUACCGAUGGAGCUUCUCUUGGGGCAAAGUGAGAGGCAAGUCGAAUAUGAUCGUGCUGGCAGAGUUAUAAAGGGAAUGGAAACAUCGCUUCCAAAAAGCAAGUAUGAAGAAGAUGUUUUCAUCAACAACCACACAAGUGUUUGGGGUUCAUGGUGGAAGGAUCACCAAUGGGGCUACAAAUGUUGUAAGCAAACAAUUAGAAAUAGCUACUGUACUGGUGCAGCCGGGAUUGAGGCUGCAGAAGCAGCAACAGAUUUGAUGAAGGCUAAUAUUGCACGUAAAGCAACAUCUGAAGAUGCCCCUGCUCCUGCAGAGGAUAAGAAACUUGCUACUUGGGGAACUGAGGUUCCUGAGGACCUGGUUCUUGAUGAAAAACUUCUUACUGAGGCACUUAAGAAAGAGGAUGAGAGGAGAAGAGAGGAGAAAGAUGAAAGAAAACGCAAGUAUAACGUCAGAUGGAAUGAUAAGGUUACUGCUGAGGAAAUGGAGGCAUAUAGGAUGAAAAAGGUACACCACGAUGACCCCAUGAAGGAUUUCUUGAAUUGAAAAGGUAAAUGUAAGAGCAAAGAAAAUGGAUAAUGCCAAUCAGCUUUGUGGUUGUCACUGAGUUGAUGAAAAUCAUGUCUUUGUUUUGUUUGUAUAAUACACUAAAAGUAUUAAAUUAGGUUCCAGUGACAGAUGGUCUUGGCUUCUUGUAAAUUAUGACCCAACCUGCGUCCUUUUGCAAUACGAUCAUUUAAAAUUUCUCUAACAUGUAGGAGCUUGAAAGGUUUACUUGUAUUUUAUUUUUUGGCAAUCAAGACUCCAAAGUGACUUGGUA
Gossypium raimondii (Peruvian cotton) is the source of this 2067-nucleotide messenger RNA. Its product is annotated as pre-mRNA-splicing factor SLU7. Gene Ontology annotation, molecular function: pre-mRNA 3'-splice site binding. The record is from RefSeq and is a predicted model, not a curated record. Gene Ontology annotation, biological process: mRNA splicing, via spliceosome. Bases 309 to 1793 code for a protein of 494 amino acids. Gene Ontology annotation, cellular component: spliceosomal complex. The transcript is spliced from 9 exons. NCBI's taxonomy places the organism in Eukaryota, Viridiplantae, Streptophyta, Magnoliopsida, Malvales, Malvaceae.